CUCACUCUCUCUCUCUUUCUUACUCUUUUUUUAACCUAAAUGUCCCCUUUGUGUGUGGAGCACAUAAAUACCGGUGCAGAGAGCCUGGAGCUCAGUACAGUCUGAAGCCUCCCUCCUUCUCUCUCUCACCCUCUCUCUCUGGUUCAGUGAAGACUUCCACAGCAGAACUCCAGUCAGCAUGCGGACCCGCACCGCCGCACUUCUCCUCUUCCUCGUUGCCUGCUGUCUGUGGGCCGUGGAGGGGCAGGAUGGGGCCCCUCGGCGCAGCGUCUGGGAUGACCCGGUGACCUUUGUCACCAAGGACAAGGACAGGUGUGCCAUGCAUGUGACGGGCCAGGGCGACAUGACAAACCUGAGGGUAUCGUGCCAGGGCCGCGACCGCUCAUACUGGUGCGACUACCGUGGCAAGCCGCAGAUAUGUCGCUCCUACAACAACAACCCGCGCCACUACUUCACGCAGAUCAUGUGGGACCUGCGCAAGCUGCAGCACGCCUGCCAGGGCCCAGUCACCUACAAGCCCCAGAUGUGUAAAAAGGCGUCCGACGAGGCACGGAUGGUGUUCGUCGGAGCAUCCCCGGACGCUGACGCCGCCACCACCUCCUCGCAGCCGCAGAGGCCCUACCGGCCCACCCAGACUCGCCCAGAGGCCACCAGGCCGUACAGACCCCAGCAGUACAGACCCACCAGGCCGCAGUCAGCCAAACCCACCAAGCCCGACCAAGCCAAAUCAGACCAAGGGAGGCCAUCGCCUCCCAGAACAGAGUCGAGGAACAACAACAACAACCAGCGAAAGCCGUCGACUUCCAAACCAUCGACUCCCUCCCCGACACAGUCAGCGUCAAAGAUGGAAGCCAAGAAGAUAGCUAAAGAUCACUGCUGGAGGUCCCUACAGGGCGUCUGUACCUACGUCAUCGGAUUAUUUCGCAACUAAGAAUUAAGGGUUUCAGGUACAUAUGAAGAGGACUGGAGAAGGCCGAGUAACGGACACCUGGCGUGCUCUCUCCGUCAGGAGGAGGGGUCUAAUUAUGACUGGCAGGGAUUAGCCAGCAUCCACUCCAUCACAAAGCCACUGGUGACAUUUCUAUCAUUUCCGUCACUUUUUUACCUGCCACGAUUUAUGUGCAGAUCUGUGGUAUUGGGGAUACCAUGGUAAUACAGUAUAUUUUCAUUUUGGAAAAGUGAAACCCUUUGAGUACUCCAAUUUGGGUCACUGUGGCAACUGCAAGCAUUCUCUGUAAACCAAAUGCUACUCGGCAGGAGUGGGCUGAUAGUUAUUUUAUGUAUCCUCUUAUUUUCCAUUGUACAGAAUGGCUAUGCUGCGCAUGUGGUGGAGAGGUGUUCAAAUGUUUAGUGAAAGUUGGGCAAAAAAAAAGCGGUCAUACUCCUUGCAGCAUAGCGAAGAUUGGAAAGGGAAACUAUACACUAACCGUAGGGCAUAUGCAACAUCAGUUUGCUCCGGGAAUGUACAAAACUGCGUAAAGCACGGACAAAAAUGUGAUAUGAUUGACAAGUUUAAAGGGGUAUAUUUGGCAAGUGUUACCACUGAGGAGUAAAAUCGAUCGUAUCGAUGUAUACUUGUUACUUGUUUAUGAAAUAAAUCAAUGUGUUCUUAUGUUUUUGUAUGCGUUGUCUUUUCUAAACACGAUUACUGCUUGUUUGCUAUGGUUAGCACAACAGAAGGGAGGGUUGCCGAACAAUGAAAAUUUAAAUAUUUCUGCACAGGCAAUAACGACUUUAUUUAUAACGCCUCAGAGGUAUAUUGUAGCAUUACAAGAAAGGUAAGGAGCAGAAUGUCCAUAAUGAUUGAGUAGCCUAUCCUCAAGCAGUAGAGGGCACUGUACAGCCAUGCGACCCGUUCCAUCCGUCUAUGCCAGUCGUUCUCAAAGUGUGGUCCGCGGACCACUGGUGGUCCGCCAGUGCCCCGUAAUGGUCCGCGA
Clupea harengus (Atlantic herring) is the source of this 1937-nucleotide messenger RNA. It is a transcript of the gene fgfbp2a, whose product is annotated as fibroblast growth factor binding protein 2a. NCBI's taxonomy places the organism in Eukaryota, Metazoa, Chordata, Actinopteri, Clupeiformes, Clupeidae. Gene Ontology annotation, biological process: cell-cell signaling. Gene Ontology annotation, molecular function: growth factor binding. The record is from RefSeq and is a predicted model, not a curated record.